Messenger RNA from Dicentrarchus labrax (European seabass), 1505 nucleotides. RefSeq lists its product as uncharacterized. Bases 772 to 1392 code for a protein of 206 amino acids. The transcript has 5 exons. NCBI's taxonomy places the organism in Eukaryota, Metazoa, Chordata, Actinopteri, Moronidae. The record is from RefSeq and is a predicted model, not a curated record.
CAACCAGGCUGCAGGAAAUGUGCUCCAACUUUAACACCAUUUAAAAGCAGCUAACAAUGAGGUUAGUGUUGGUAUGUGGGUGUGUGUUUUUAAAGUUGCAGCACAUUAUGUACGUAUAUACACCUUUCAUGUUCUCUGCUCUUUAAUGGAGAACAUUGUCUUCACCACAGACUCGUGUCAUUGACCUGCAGGGCUGUUUUUUAAACUUUUUGACUGGGGCGGCACAAGUGGGGCGCUGACUUAUGCAGGGGAGUUUAUGGACCCCAGUAUGCUGAAAUAUAAAAAAAAAUACCAGGCGAAAAUAACACAUUUACAUCAACAGCAAAAAAAUACAUGUUUUUUUCCCAAAACUUUGAAAAUGGCCAUUUCAAUUGUUCCAUUUUCAAGAUCUUGCCUAACUUUGGAGUGUUAUUUAGCCCCCUUACUGACUUGCUAGCAUGAUAUGAUAUAUGGUGGUACCAAUGCAUGCAUUAUGUCAUCUAGUUUCAUAUGAUAUGACCUGUAUAAAUGUGAGAAAAACCUGAAAAAAGGAAUUAUUUUGUUUUUGUUACUUUAGAAUUAGCCGUUUUUAUCCACAGGGGGAGCAGAUCCUCUGCUACAGAGUGCAUUUAAACAAACAUAUGGCAUAUACUGCAUAGGCCUAUGUAAAUGUAUUUAAUAACUAACAGCUCCCAGUGGGCAGGACAAAGAUAUGAGGUAUAAGGAGAACCCAUUCCACCUGCACCAACAAGCUUCCCCGGUCUCACAGAAGAAGCUCCCUGUGGCUGAAAGAUGAAAAACCUUAUCUUGGCUGCUGUUAUGCUUCAGCUAGUGAUCACACAAAAAGACAUUAGUAAGGAGUACAAAUUUGGAGACAUAAUUUCAUUUGGACACCCUUGUCCCGCCCCCACCCCCAAGACCCUGAGGUUUCCGUACUCGCACUAUGGUAUAUAUGUAGGUCCAAGCACAGGGAUAGACGUCGGCCAAGGUGAUAAUGAUAUAUUUCACAACUCAGGUUUUGAGAAACCAGACUGUGUAUUUGGCAAAUUUAAGUCUCUUAGGGGAAUUGUAGUAACAUCAAAGAAAAACUACCUUGAUGGGAUUGAAGGCUUCAAUCCAGGAACCCAGGAAGACAUAACUGAGCGAAUCUCCAACGCCACUAAACACUGUGAAACUUUUGAAAACAUCUGUGCACACCUUACCACCUAUGUGCGCUAUGGCACGAUGUCACUGCAGCAUGAUGAUCGGACUAAAUGUUUUGAAGCUGGACCAGCUAAAAACAUACUGGACCAAGUAACCCUUAGCAGGAUUUACGAAGCCAAUUGUAUAAAACAAGGUAAAAAAAAUGGAAAAAGAGAACAGCAAACACAGAAAACAAAACAACAAACAAAGGCAAAAAAAAAAACCAAAUAAACAAAAAAAGGUUCACAGCUAACAAGUAUUUUAGCAGCUGGUCUCUACAGCCUGUCUUGCUCUCUGUUCUUUCCUCAUGACAUGAGGUCUUAUUUGAAAUAAUAAAAAAAUGA